GUGAUAUAACCCUGAAGGAACUGAAGCUUUGCUGAUCCCGAGCGCACGCCGUUUAUCAUUAAUCUAUUAGUCGUCCCGCGGCACUAAACUUUGUACCUUCUCCUUUCGCAGAAACCUCCGCGCCGUGUCCGAGCAGCCAAGUGACUCUGUGAAUCGGUGAGCCAUGUCCUCCCCCAGUCAGCCAUUCCACCUGGUGUCUCCUUUGCUGGAGAGUCUGUCACUGUCCAAGAUUGUUGGAGCUCCGGUGUUCAUCAAGAUGGACAACACCCAACCCUCUGGCUCUUUUAAAAUUCGAGGGAUUGGUCACUACUGUCAGCAGGCUGCCACUCACGACUGUCAAGGCUUCAUCUGCUCUUCAGGGGGUAAUGCAGGCUUAGCCACUGCCUAUGUGGCCAGGAAGCUGAACAUCCCAGUCACUGUCAUUGUCCCCUCGUCAACUCCAGAUUUGACAGUUCAGAAGCUGCGGGAAUAUGGAGCCUCUGUGCAGGUGUUUGGACAGGUCUGGGACGACGCGGACAGGGAAGCUCACAGGCUGGCUGAAAGUCGAGGCUGGAAGUACGUCCCACCAUUUGACCACCCGCUCAUCUGGCAGGGCCAUUCGACAAUCGUGAAGGAGCUCCGGGACCACCUUCCCUCAAGACCUGGAGCCAUAGUAGUCGCAGUGGGCGGAGGUGGGCUGCUGUGUGGAGUGGCUGAGGGCGUGAAGGAAGUGGGCUGGGAGGAUGUGCCCAUCAUCGCCAUGGAAACCAUUGGGGCCGACAGUCUGAAUGCGGCAGUGAAGGCCGGCAAGCUGGUGACGCUCCCGGACAUCACAAGUGAAGCCAAGUGCCUCGGAGCCAAGACGGUGUGCCCAAGGGCACUGGAGGUCACCCAGCAAUUGCCGAUUCUGUCGCACGUUGUCACCGACCAGCAGGCUUUGCAGGCCAUAAAGAGCUUCUUGGAUGACGAGCGCGUGCUGGUCGAGCUUGCCUGCGGGGCAUCACUAGGGGCCAUCUACAGCGGACUGGUCACGAGACUCCAGACACAAGGACAGCUCCCGGCCCAGCUGGGCCCCCUAGUGGUCAUUGUGUGCGGCGGCAGCGGCAUCAACCUGGACCAACUUCUGAAGUACCAGGAAAAAAUAAUGCAAGGUUAAAAUGCAACAAGGUGGGGACGAGGAUUGGGAAAUGGUGUUGAUUUUUAUGUGAUUUGGGUUGGGGUCUGGUUCAGUAGUUACAUCCAAGGGGUAUUUGUGGUGUCAUUUCACGAAUGAAGUGGGGGCAACCUUCCGGUUUGUAAUUGGACUUUAGAAUAGCACUGGGACUUGUGAGCCUUGAGAGUUAGUGAUGACCAAUCAGAAUGGGGGCUGAAGCUCAUAAAGAAGUGGGGCAGUCAAGAAUCACUCACUGGGAGCAGUAACUGGGACAUUCAAAGUAGACGUAGAAGGCCAGGAGAGACUUAUGGAUGAAGUCGGGAAUCUGGGAUCACGUGGAAGGCUGGAAAGUGAAUACUGAAUGAGCAGGAGAAAGCAGUGGCACAGAAUGUGACAGAACAGACCUGAUGAGGCCUCCUUGGUGACAGCUGUGCCAUUGUUUGGGUGGUGGGAUUAGAGAUGUCCAGGUAGGAGCAGCCUUCACAGCCCAUAUCGUUUCGUGACUAAGAUAAGCCGCCUUCCGUUCACAAAGUCCCCGUGGUGGUGGUCGGCCCUCCAGUCAGGGUCAGGUUCGGUUUCGGGCUCGGGCUCCAGUUUCCAACAACAGAUUCCCUGCCCAAACCAUCCACAUUCAAAGUCCCCUCCCUUUUUUUUUUCAUUUUUUUUUUUUUUUUUUAUUAUUUUCUGAGUCAGUGUUCUUGCAUUUCAGUGAGUGAAAUCUAGCAAAUUAGCACUUUAAUUUACCCCUAAUCUAAGAAUAAGCCGCUUAAACUACAUGCCAACCGGGCACACCCCCAACCCUUAACUUCGGUAGGGAAGCUGACGUGUGGCGCUGUGGCUCGUGCUGCGGGAUAUCAGGGAUGUGAAAUCUCCGGCGUCCUCUACAGGCCACAGCUGGAAAUGCAGUUCAGCAAGAGUUGCAAUAAGCCCGAAGAUAGAUAAUUUGACAAAAAGGAAAAAUUCGUUAAAUUCGAUCACCAGCACCUCUGCAAUGUGCAGGGCAAUUAGUCUGAACAAGCCAGUGGGCAUAGAUAGUGCCUGUGCACUUAUGGCGCCUUGCCUUUCAUUAUUCCUGCCUUGCGCCCUGUGUUGGCUGGGAUUGGCUCCAGCAGAACCCCGUGACCCUGUGGUUGGGAUAUAGCGGGUUGUAUUAUGGAUGGAUGGAGGGAUUAUUAUUAUUGUUUAACGACGCGGCUUUGUGAAGUCCCGUCUCCGCUUGGCUUUUAUAUGUAUGCGUAUUUGGGCAUUGUACACUGUUAUUAGAAGAAAUCCGACGAUCAUGUGGUCGUUAAUGUACUCCAGUGUGUCUGCAAAAUAAACAUCAAAGUAAACACGAGACUAAUAACGGUUAGCGCGACUCUAAUUACGACAGCAUGCUAUUACUUACAAAUACGCUAGGCGGCACCCUUGCACUUCAUGUAAGUAUGUGCUAUCAUCGAGCGCGCUUUAAAUUGAAAAUGUCCACGGCGUGAUCCUUUUAAGAGUAGUAUGUGACUUAUCAUGGUGUGUUUAAUAUAGCGCCUUUUGCGACGGGUGCUGAUGAAAUUCAAGGUCGUCCACCAAACCAACCAAACCGGAGUGCGUCGGAAUUGGGAGAACACUAUGGGGUGACCAGUAAUGCUGCAGUUGGACAGCUGUUAAAUAUGAUUAAAAGUAACCGGUCAAUCAGCUGGCACGAUCUCACGGGUACGAGUGCCUUUUGCUCGUGCGUGACAGAAUUCCUUUUUCACUCCGGGUGUUUGCACCCGCAUGGUGUUCACAGUCCAGAGUGGAAGCACACCUCCAAUCUAAUAAACAAAUGCAGACAGACGCCUGGCCGCUGAUGUGUGACUGGCUAUAUUUAUAAGUUCAGUUCUUGUAUAGCACAGCCGGACUUUUAUCGCGAUCCGCGUGCAAUGCUGCCAUCUGGCGGUCCAUGGCUACACUGCACCACACUGCACUGUCUGUCUUGACCCACUUGUUUGCCAACCUGAUGUCCUUGCUGCACAGUUUUCCGUAAUGGGUUCUAAAAUGAACCCCACUAAUAAUUCAUUCAUUAUGUAUUGGUCUGGUCUUACAGGGGAAGCUACCAAUUCUGUAUUUUUGUCAACGACUCUGAGAAGACAUGCAGCCUGACACGUCUAACGGGAAUCUGCUGUCUUCCGGUUAGACACGGAGCCCCUCAAGCCCUUCCUAUUUGUGCCCCCGUGGUGCGAUUUAUUACCUUCAGCAUAAAAAAAGGAUUAGCUAAGCAGCCAACGGUAACCUUAAAAAAAGAAAAGUGCGUUGCCCGAGCUGGCUGUUUAUAAAAUCGGAUUGAAACGCCUGUUGAAAAGCUUUGUCUGGGAAUGUGGCGAAAUCUAAUCUGCGCCUCUAAUCAUUUUGUAAACUUGCUCGUUUCUGUCGGCUCCAAUUCUUCUCCCUUUAAUUGCCUUGAAGAGUUCAUUUAUUAUACAAUAAAUGGGAUUUUGUUUUGUAACUAUUGUGGAUCCAACCUACCUGUGCAAUUUGAAAUAAAAACUCCACAUCCUCAUCAAAAUGCCGUUUGCGCA
Messenger RNA from Polypterus senegalus (gray bichir), 3663 nucleotides. It is a transcript of the gene sdsl, whose product is annotated as serine dehydratase-like. The coding region runs from base 164 to 1135 and encodes 323 amino acids. The transcript is spliced from 8 exons. Gene Ontology annotation, molecular function: L-serine ammonia-lyase activity; threonine deaminase activity; pyridoxal phosphate binding. NCBI's taxonomy places the organism in Eukaryota, Metazoa, Chordata, Cladistia, Polypteriformes, Polypteridae. Gene Ontology annotation, biological process: L-serine catabolic process; L-threonine catabolic process. The record is from RefSeq and is a predicted model, not a curated record.